GCGCAAGGAGGAGCGAGAGGAGGAACGUGGGAAAGAGCAAGAGAAGCGGCGGGAGGAGGAGCAGCAACAGGAAGAGGAGCGGGAGAAGGAGAGGGAGGAGGAGAGGGAGGAGGCACGGGAGGAGCGGGAGCGGGGUUAUGGUGGGAUCUUUGUCACAUUGUUUGGCGGAGGAGCGGGAAGGGGGGGAGGAGGAGGAGGAGGAGUGCAAGGAGUGGGAGAAAGAGAAGAAGAAGUGCGAGAAGGGAGAAGGAGUGGGGAAGGAGCAGGAGCGAGCUAUGGCGCAGGAAGAGGAGUGGGAGGAGAGGGAGGAGGAACAGGGGGAAGAGCAAGAGAAGCAGCGGGAGGAGCAACAGGAGGAGCGGGAGGAGCAACAAGACGGGGAGCAGGAGAAGGAGAGGGAGGAGGAGAGAGAAGAGGAGAGGGAGGAGGAGAGGGAGGGGGACCGGGGCUAUGGCGGGAUCUUUGUCACGUUGUUUGGCAGAGGAUGAGCGGGAGGUGGAGUGGGAGGAGCUGGAGAAGGAGCAGGAGGAGUGGGAGAGGGAGCGGGAGGGGAAACGGUAAGGGGUGAAGAAGGCGCGGUGUUGGUGCGAAUACC
This is a messenger RNA of Chara braunii, 595 nucleotides long. The record is from the annotation of a GenBank genome assembly. Lineage: Eukaryota; Viridiplantae; Streptophyta; Charophyceae; Charales; Characeae.